Messenger RNA from Xenia sp. Carnegie-2017, 7496 nucleotides. RefSeq names its product leucine-rich repeat serine/threonine-protein kinase 1-like. NCBI's taxonomy places the organism in Eukaryota, Metazoa, Cnidaria, Anthozoa, Malacalcyonacea, Xeniidae. The record is from RefSeq and is a predicted model, not a curated record. Gene Ontology annotation, molecular function: protein binding; ATP binding; protein kinase activity. Gene Ontology annotation, biological process: protein phosphorylation.
AAUUGGCCGCAAGGCGAAUUUUAUAACGAUUCACGAUUUUUUAUUUUAUGAAGCAUGUUUUCAGCUGUCCUUGUCGAAGUUCGACAGUAUGAAAGAAGUUGUUUCAUCUUAAACUGUCAUAACGCGGCAUUAUUUUAACUCAUGAGAGAUUGGUAGAAUGAUUUGAUUUGUCAAAGCUUAAGCUCAAAGACAAGGGAAAAGCCCAGAGUGGCAGGAGCGAAACCGAGCAGAUUGUUUUGAUUUCCUCAUGUCGAUAUCGUUUGUUCUAUAACCAGAGUGAACACAAAAAAAUAACAUAGCAGGACCAAAUUCGCAGGCUGGCUACGCCACUGCUUGAGAUUAAAGUUAAAGACUGGUAAUUUUGACUGGAAAUGGCUGGUCUGAUUUUUUCGUAUGAAGGGGAAUUGAUUCAUCAGGCAGCCAUUUAUGACCAGGUUGAGUUUCUGUUGAAUUUGCUGUCCAUCCCAAGCAAUGGCGAUGCAAACAUUAGAGAUCAGCAAGGAAGAUCUCCUGUACACACAGCGGCACAACAUGGCAGUGAAAAGUGUCUGAAACUGCUGCUUGAAAAUGGAGGUAAUCCAAACUUGGUGUCUUCUCAAACAGAUUGUUGCUCUACGCCUGCGCAUCACGCAGCUUAUAAUGGCCAUUUUUUAUGCCUAAAGCUGUUAGUGGAGAAGGGUGCCGACCUUGACAUUUCUAACGCAAAUGGUAGAACUCCUAUCGAUCUGGCUAUAGAAGAAAGACAUACAAGUUGCGCUAAAUUCUUGAAAGAUGAGGAAGUUCGCAGACACAAUUUGCAGAUAGCUGGAUGGCAAGAAGAGGCUUUUUCUGCUACUGCCAGAGGAAAUUUUCAUCGUUUGAAAGAAAUAAUUGAACAACUUGGUAAUGAGUUUGAUGUUGACAAGCAGUACGCUGCAGGCGAAACACUUUUGUUAAAGGCUUGCGAGAAUGGAAAUGUGGACGCUGUUGAUUUGUUACUUGCUUCUGGAGCAUCGGGCACGUGUAACCCUUAUUCGGGAAUAUCCCCCCUCUAUGCUGCAUGUGUGAACCAGAAUGUGGUUGUCGUGAAGAAGUUACUACGGCGAUUUCCGAAUCUUGCCAAACAUGGAACGAAAGUAGAGAAUAACAAUCCUCUGCAUUUUGUGUCAGGGUGUGGAAAUGUUGAAAUUGCUAAGUUGUUAUUACAAACCGACGAUGGGUCUGAACCUUAUCCCUGCCUUGGUAUUGACAUUAACUGUGAAACGUCCAGCGGUAUGACCCCAUUGCACAACGCAGCAAUUGCUGGACAUAUUGAAAUUAUCAACUUGCUGUUCAAUCCAAAUCACCACUGUUGCACACCGUGUUCGAUGAAGUCGAACGUAAAUGCGAAGUCGAAGGUCGGACGCACGCCGCUGCACGACGCUGUGACGUUGGGAAACGUGGAUAUUGUCGAGGUCUUGCUCGAACACAAAGCGAAUCAAAUUGUGCGCGAGAUAAUGAAGAUGCUAUUACAUCAUGGCGCCCAAGACUUCGGCAACAAAUGUCUCCAUUAUGCUACCACGAAUGACAAUGAAGAAAUGACCAUCAUCCUUCUUGGAAAAGACGUACAUCCAAGUCAUGAAUACAGUUUACCAUUGAAGCUACGCGAGCAACACAAUGACUGGGCUCCAAUAUCUAUCGUUUGGCAUAAUUAUGACCUGCACAAGAUCGAGGCUGCGUGGUUAUACUCAGCGCCAAAGGCCAUUCUUAGACCAGCGGUGUCAGCGACCAUGAAUAAUUUGAUGUUGGCGUCUUUGAUCACCAACUUGGAUCUUUCUAACAAUCGUUUGCAGAGUUUACCUAUUGAAAUAUUUCAACUAUCUUCACUGAGGCAUCUCAAUGUAUCCCACAACGAGUUGAGUAUGUUGCCUGUCGGAAAAAGUCGUAACGACGCCGAAAGCUCCUCGGCCGAUGACGUUUUGUCGAAAAUCGUACGGAUCGCGGUGUGGUACUGUCCGCAUUUGGAGGAAAUCGAGCUUCAAUAUAACAAUCUGACAACUCUUCCGGGCUGUCUACUUCCGGCUUUGCGAAUUGUGGACGCCAAUAACAACGAUCUUAAUGGCCUACCAUACGAUAUUUGGCACAGUCCUAAUUUGAGGAUUGCCAUUUUCAGUAACAACUACAUCGAUAAUGUACCAGUUCUUCCGAACUCCAGCGAUGUUGUUAGCGGUAGCAAUUGGUCAAGUCCGAGAUUUAAUGGCAAUACUUCAUAUGAAAGGCAGAGCUCAUCGACUUCGUCUUCCGAUAGGCGCGGGAAUGAAGAUAGGAGAAAUGAAAAACCGCAGGAAAGGCGGCUCAGGAUUAUAAGCUACCGGACGUUGCUAGGCGACGCAAACCCGGAAGCUGACGAUUCUGACGAGGAAGAGCUUGAUACACAAGUGGAGUGUGUUAUAGAAAAAUUGGAUCUGUCAUACAACCAGUUGACUAAAUUUCCUAUUGGUUUAACGUGUUUGGCUCCAAAGUUAUCAAAAUUACUUCUCUCGAACAACGGCAUCGAUGAAUUUCCGCCAAUUCAAGAAAUUCCGGAACUUUUGUCCCAUUUGGACUUGUCCUUCAACAAAAUACAGACAUGCUCAAAUUAUGACGACAACCAGUGUGACAGGUUAUGUUACAGCCCAGUAAGAAAACGUCGCUCAACUCGUCGCACGCGAAGCCGAACUUCGACGUCCUCGACCAUGCGAACGUGGUGUCGUCAUUGUAGGCACCGACAAUUACGUCAUUUGAAAAGACUAGAGCUGAACAACAAUCUGUUGUCGAGAAUACAUUGCUUACAACACCCUAAUGCUGACAGUGAUAUUUGUGUUUACCCAAAUCUUAUGUCGCUAACACUGAGCCAUAAUAAACUGGAGUAUUUAACGGAAGAACUUGGCAAACUAGUUAAACUUGGCUCAUUAGAUGUGAGUUACAAUCCGCUGACACGUGUACCUAAGUUGCCACCUUCCAUAGGAUUGCUAGGGGAUCUUUGGGAUCUUAAUGUGAAAGGAUUGAAUUUGUACGAUCCACCUCCUAACGUUCUUGAAAAGCGAACCAAGGCUAUCACCGGAUAUCUGUUAUCAAUACUGGAUGAGGCUCAGCCAUAUCCAAGCUUAAAACUUAUGUUUGUUGGUGUUUCCAAUAUUGGCAAAACCACAUUGCUGGGGAAGCUCAAAGGAGAUACAAAUACGACUAAAGGAUGGCAUGAGAGAAAAGUAUUGCAGAAAACGCCACUACCAUCUUCAGCUAUAAGGAUCUUAAAGCUUAGAAGAAAGUUGUGUAAAUAUGAAACUUUUGACUUUUGUUUUUGUAGAGAAUAUUACGCGACUCAUCAGUUAUUUCUCACACAUCGUGCAUUAUACCUUGCCAUAUGGAAACUGACUGAUGGUGAGGAUGGAGUGCGAAAAUUAUAUUCUUGGCUUUUAAAUAUUCAGGCAAGAGCACCUGACUCUGUGGUCAUCAUUGUCGGGACUUUUUACGACAAACUUUCUGCAAAAGACAAGAAAAGCGGAUUUGUCGAUCGCAUGCACAAUCUUAUUCGUGAAUUGUAUGUCGGAAAGGAGCUUGGAGGUGGUGUCGGAAUCCCCCGCGAACGUGGUCUUCCGAACGUUGUUCGGACGAUCGACGUUAGUUGUACUACCGGUCAUCAGAUCAGUCAACUGAGAGAAAUCAUUUACAAUACUGCUUUGGAAAUCAAAGGACACGGUGGUUAUACCUUAGUGGAAGAGCAGAAAAUUCCGGCCAGUUAUCUUGCUGUUAAGGAAGCUGUUCUCAACAUUGCAAUAAAGUGCAAUUAUGCAAAUCAAACUCCUGUGUUGAUGGCUGACGAUUUCAGACAAAAGGUUGAACAUGAACUCGAUUUAAAACAUGUAAAACUACGAGAUGACGACGAACUGGCACAAGCUUGUCAAUUUCUUCACGAUAAUGGUAUAUUGUUACAUUACGAUGAUCCCUCGUUAUCUGGACUAUAUUUUCUUGAUCCACAAUGGCUCUGUGACAUGAUGGCUCAUGUCGUUGCUAUCAGAGAUGUAAAUCCUUUCGUUCAAAAUGGUGUAAUGAAAUCCUCUGAUCUCUCACACAUUUUCAAGAGUGAUCGCUUUCCAUCACAAUUCAUCAAUGAAUACGUUAAUCUACUCAACAAGUUUGAGAUGGCUUUACCGUUAAUUUCUCAUCAUCUUCUUGUGCCAUCUCUUUUGCCUGAAAACAAAUCAGGCCAUCAUAUAUCCGCACCAGGCUUAAACACUGUUGUUGCUACGGCGAUGAACAUGAUGACGUAUACCGAGAACAGAGUGAUCAGGCGGCAAUACUUGAUGUCGUACGUUCCAAGUGGUUUCUGGGCUCGUCUCAUCACAAGGAUGAUCAACGAUAAACAGUUAGAAUCUGCGGUCGGCGAUUGCUUGUCCUUCACAAUGAAUCAACAAUCCGUUAUAUUAGAACAUCGAGAAAAGUCAAAAAUUGCACAACCUGAGUGGUCGUGUUGGAAGACUGGUCUCGAGUUGUCCUGUUAUGGUGUCAAACUACUCCGAGUUUGUCAACUGGAGGACGGAGUCCCAUUUUAUGGUUGCCCAAAAGAUAGUGAACGAAUACAGCUUUUGAUUAAUGGAGAGAAAAAGGAUAAAUCAUCGUCCAAUGUUGUCGAAAUUAUAGCUCCCAGUGUUAUGCUGGAAAUUGAAAAGUCUGUCGUGAAUAAACCACUUGGACGAAGAAACUCAGGUCAGCAAGAUUCACCGUCAAAAAAUUACUUCUCGUUUUCAAUCAAAUCAGUGAAGGAUUCAAACGUUAAAACUGCUGCUCGUUUUCUCGCCUUGACCAUUCACCAUAUCGACAACCUGUUAGAAGACUGGUAUCCAGGUCUCGAUUCCAUCAACAUCUACGGUGAGAGUUUAGUAAAUAGGCUUAUUCCAUGUUCAAAAUGCUUGCGUCGUAUCAUCACCACGGCAACAGUGACGUCAUCAAAACCAAAGAAUAUACCAUCAAACGACCAUUGGCCAAAUUCACACAAAAGUGUUUUCUAUUUUAAUACACCUCCAAAUAGUCCUCAAAUUCAUUCAACGCCUUUAUCGUCUAAGAACGGGAUUAUAUCGCCGUCUUCCGGAAGUGAUUCGAGUUUUGGAUUUGAGAACGAGAGCGGCUUUGCUGUUACUGAUUCUGACGCAAUGUCACGUGAGUCGUCACCAGCCUCUAGCGUAGACAACCACGACGGGAAUGGGUACGAGCAACAAUCAUCUGACACUGAUACGGACGGUUUUUCAACUAGCUCAGCGACUUCUGGCGUUCAGUCCAGUCCCCAGCAUAGGGGAAGCUUUGAUGCGAAGUUAAUUGCGACAUUUUCGUUCGAGGAGUGUGUCGUGAGUUCACAAACGUCUGAUCACGUGUACUGCCUCAUCGAUGGAAAAUUAUUCUUUCGAGAGGAAGCCCCGGAUGUAGUUUUUGCCGACGUUGCACCGGAAUUAAACAUCGACACGAAUUGCGUUGAUCGAAGAAAGAAACUGGGACGAGGAACAUUUGGUACCGUUUAUGCUGCUGAGAUCAAGCUUAAUGAUGGGAGUGUUGAACAGGUCGCUUUAAAAAUGCCCCUGGACACUGCUGUGGACGAGAAUGCGAGCGAAGAGGAGAAGAAUGAGGCAAAAAUGUUGCAACGUAAAAUUCAAGAAGUGCCACAUUUGGUUUUUACUGAGGCGUACAGAACCAUACGUCAAGAGCUGUCAAUUCUGGUCAAUCUAAAUCACCCGCAUAUUCUCCAGUUGAGGGGAUUCUGCCUUAAUCCGCUUUCUUUAAUCCUCGAGUUCGCACCGAAGAAGAGUUUAGAUCGAAUUCUAGCGGACUACAAGCGAGCAGGACAACGACUUGAUCCUUUUGUUCCAAAAUGUGUAGUUCAGUGCUCCGCUGCGCUGAAAUAUCUUCACCAGCGUCACAUUAUUUAUCGUGAUCUCAAAUCCGAAAACAUUCUUGUUUGGGAAUUUCCGGAGCCGUUUACACCCAAUCAGAGCGCACAUACUGUCUUGAUCAAGUUAGCCGACUACGGUAUCAGUAGGUCAGCGUCAAUGGCUGGCGCUAAAGGACUUGGUGGCACACUUGGUUUUAUGGCACCGGAGAGAAAAUAUUCAGGACGGGAAUCCUACACUGAUAAGGUCGAUUCUUUUUCAUUCGGGAUGUUUAUGUACGAGUUAAUCACAUUGAAUCAACCAUUCUCCGAUCUGAACCAAGCGCAGAUUAAACAGAUGGUAGUCGAAGGGAAGCAACCACUGUUAACGUCAAAGGACAAACGUGCGCCAGUGUUUGCAUUAGAAUUAAUGUUAUGGUGCUGGUCGCAGAAUCCCGAGAAGCGUCCGUCAAGCAACGAAAUCUAUUCAAUAUCGACGUGUUCGGAGUUUCCAAGAUUACUUGACGUGUUAACGUUUAACGAAGCGACAAGUCUCUCUAAACCUAUCACAACUCGAUCACGUGACUAUGCAGGACAAGGCGCAGAUGGGCAACUCAGUGUGGGUAAAGAAGUGUGGCUUUUUCACAGUAAAUUUAUUAAAGGUGUCACGAAAGACAUUGUGGAUGUUUUGUCUUUCAGUAAUGGACGUUCGGAUCACAUGGAGGAAUUUGUGCUCGACAAAUACACGAUACGCGUUGCGUGCAGCGUGGGCAAUACGGUGUGGCUUGGGACCAAGUCGGGUGUUAUACUUGUCUAUUGCGCCAUUACGUACAAACUGCUUUGCCAGGCUUUGGCGAGCGACAAACUAAUAAUGGCGAUGAUUCACGCGCCCAAGUGUAAUUGUGUGUUUGUAUCGUUUUAUCAUGGGCAAAUAAUGGCGUAUUCUGACAACGUUUACAGUAAAUUUCGAGAAAGUUGUGAUAUUCCUUCUCCUAAAGACCUCACUCCAUUACGCGUUUAUGUCGGUGACAAUUUCGCCCACAGUCUUGCCAUCAUUGGCGUGCCUAAGGACAACCAUGGAACCGAGGGACCAGUAGCGAUAGAGUACGAGGUCUGGUUAGGACGAAUCAAAGGCCGCAUACUAAUUCUAGAUGCCGAGACACUCAAGGAGAAACAAGAGAUAGCCGCAGAAGAUUGCGAACUAGACAAUCCAAUUCUAGAUAAUCUGGCCGUGACGUCAUUGCAAACCUGCCAAACCUUUAGUGGUAAUAUUGACAAGUUUGAUCCCCUGGCCACAUCUGUAUGGAUAGCGGUCUACCCUGGCACGUGCGUGUAUCGUUACGACGCACGUGCGAAAUGCCUGUUGAAUAGUGUGGAUUGCUUGCAGAAUCAUCUCGCGGAAGAAGGUUCUCAUAGCUAUACCGCUGACCAAAGACACAAAGUCACCGAAGCACAAGUGCUCUCGCUGUUGGUGGUCAACAAAGAACUAUACAUUGGUACCAGUAGUGGUGCUUUUCUGGUUUGCAAUAGUCUAUCGCUUUUAGUCUACUCCGUUAUACGAUGUCAUAAAUCCUAUCUGGAGUCGUUGUUGCCAUUGACUACCACGCCAGUCACGUGGAAUCUUGAUACCGCUGAUGCCGCG